CCCCAGACUCCAUUGUCAGCCCAUCUGCCAUCUGAUCUCUGGUCCCAAGUGCUUGCUGGAGCCUGACUGUAAGGAGGGGAGCUCAGCCUCAACAGAGGUCACUCUAAUCCUCCCUUUGUCCCUUUACUCUGCGCCUAUGAAAUUUCGCUGCCAGUGUUUGGCCCGCUUUUGGUGCUUGUCCUUUUGCUCUCAGUCGGCUACUCAUGUGGUUAAAACUGCUUCAUCAGCAGCAAUGUCACAGCAGGCAAAAGGUUUGUGUCAGAGCAGGCAGCAGGUGACUGCUGACCAUUUCACAUUGGAUGGUGAAGUCAGCAGCGGCGGCAUCAUUGUGAUGUCACACCGGGUCUGUGACACAGGCCACGCAGGGGUACAAAAGGGGGCGUAGGGUGGUUGUUCCCACACUCUGGAGGAGCAUCUCUGGGGUGAACACAGGGAAGAGCUUCCUACACGGCUGUUGCCACAAAGCAGUGACGCGCUAGCAUAAGGCAAAACAAGAUGGACUUCUGGGAUGGGAUGAAGCCCAUCUUCAUGAUGCCCAGCAUCACCCCCAGAGGUACAAGCACCCACAGCCACUACAGGAGUGUUGUCAGGACUGAGAGUUGUGGCGUUGUGGGGGUGGGACGCAGGCAGAGCCAGCAGACAGAGAGUGUGACCUGGUUUUCCUUUGCUUUCCAGAGCAAACAGCCAUCUGGGACGCAGUGGCCAGCUACAUCCAACAACAGCUCUUGCUACACAAGGUAGUCUUCUACUGCAAGGCUGAUCCGUUGUUGGAGAACCCUGGAUGCCCUUGAGUGGCUUCUGCCCCCAAGUCCCGCUCUUUCCAAGGAGGAAAAGGAAGGAGAGGACUCGGCAUCUCCUCCCCAAAGCUCUCCCCACUGUCCCAGCUGAUGCCUCCAAAGAGCGGGAGGUGGCAGGGUCCGAGGGGGUACGAAUUCCCACCCUCGGCUCCUUUGAUGUGGUCCCCGCACAGAAGCAGGUUGGGACAGAGAUUGUCACUAUCCAGAGGCCUGUGUUUCGCCUGUCCAGGACCCUCAGAGACAUCCACAACCUCAUGGACAACGAGGAUGACCUGUCUGACAAUAAGGUGUUGGAGCCUGUGAAAUAUGCCAAGGUGGCCAUGGAUGCCCACGUGUCCCGGUGCAAAGUGGAGGGAUGCAUCCUAGGCACCAUGUCCCUCCUGUCUCACUGCCUGGCGAAGGGGAAGAGCAUUGCACUUGUCCUGAGAGAUGUUGGGGUGCUCCUCAUUGAAGACAGGAUGGUGCAAAUGAGAUUCUACUAUGAUUUCCUGGAAGAGAUAUCUGGGAAGACAAACCUCAGAAUGGCUGCGUUCAUAUUUCCCCAGCUGCUGGACAUGGUGGUGUCCCGGAUGGUACCUGUUUCUUCCCUGACUCGCACCAGCCGUGUCAUCAUCUUUCCUGAGUUUGAACUGGAGUUUGUGCCCAAAUCUCAGUCCAGGCACCCUCUCAAGGUCUUGAGGCGUGCCCUUGGUGAGGACAUGUGGAAGAAAGAAGAGGAUUUGCCACCCAUCAGGCAACACACAAAAGCGGGACUUCCUGAAGUGCCUUUGCCUGCUGAUUCCAGCUCGGUUACUAACAAACAGGAGGAAGUCCACAAUAAGGCGGCGAUGAAUAAGAGGACGAAGCGCCAGGCUAGGCAGCUGCCAGGGAUCCCUGGGGCCGUGUCUGGAAAAAAGUUGCUGGUGAGCGGCCAAUCCAAAGGCAAACCUGCAGCCAAAGGCCAAGCAGCAAAGCCGAACCAAACACAAGCAGCAAGACUGCAGAGGCACAAGCAAAGACAAGGAGAAAAAAUAUACCCUGUUGGAAGCAAAUUCAACACUGAAACAAAUUCAUCAAUGAGCCCGGAAGCCUGGAUGCCCAAGGAGCUCACCUACAAGGUCAUGACUCCGCUGCCAACAAGAGACGAGGCAGCACAAUUACUACAAUCAAGACCUGAAAGGUUCUGGUCGGUGCUGAAAGACCCACAGUAUACAGUCUUAGCGGGAUACAACUUCACAAUUCCCCACGUGAUGCCCUAUAUGUUUUAAGGGUCUGGGCUGACACAACACCACGCGUUUGAAGACCAGACUGGUGAUCUCCAGGAUGGAGCGAUCAGGGUUUGGAGGUGCUCAGAGCACCCACCGAGGUGGCAGAAAGGUCUACAUGCGGACAAAGAGCUUCCAGAACAUGGCGGUACUGUUCGAGAAGAGCCUCUCUUCUUUUGCAGAAAUCUCUCUGUCUUCAGGACGCAGGGAGCUGUGAAAAGAGACAAACAAAACGGCAAAGCUGUGAAAUAGCACUGAGUUUUUUCAUUGUUCGCAGCAACCGUUCACCUCUGUGAUAAGAAAGGAGCAACAGACCUCAGUGCCCUUGGGGUGACCUUGCAAGCUGGAAAGCCCCUGGCUCACGGACAAGGGGGUGACGGUGCCCUGAAAAGGGCUGAGGAAAACGGUCACCUAUUAUUUUUUUUUUUACGCGUGGUCAAAGCUGCUUUUGAGCCCUUUGACCUUCGUGUCCCCAGUGAGCCCCUCACUUCCUCACCGCCACCCAGAGUCACUUGAAUUUGGGGUGCUGCGGUUAAAAUUUAUUACAUUGAUUACUGCUUCUGAAAAAGCCUUUGUUUUUAAUCAGGGCUCGCUUCACUUGGGAGCUCAGGGAGCUCAAGGGCAACUAAUGAGUAGGUGGGUUUUGUCCUGAGACCCCCAAACAAGCAAGAUGUGAGCAGGAACAUCCAGACAAUACAGUGUGCAGCUGUGUCAUGGCGGUAACUCUGUCGCGCCUGGCCAACGUCCUGGCAUGUGUGAACUUUGCAGAUCGUGACACAGCGCACACCUGCACUUUGCAUAAAAUUAAAUGUUAUACAUAUAGCAGGUGUGUAAACUAUUUUUGUUUUUCACCGACUAUAAAGGUGGGCAUGCUGCGAGACGGGGCAGAACCCUCACAUAUGUGUAGAUGCGCCUGCUAGGAAUGUUUUAACCAUUCCUGAGAGGCUCCUGGCACCAGCUGCAACGGGACUCCCAGCCAAAGGUGGGGGGGGGGGGCGCGGCUGGCCAAUGUUUAGGCCGGAAUCAGUGAAGGAUCCUAUUCUUAGUCUCGUUAACACUUUGCAGGACUGAUUCGAUGAGCGACCCCCGGUAGGGCAGUGCCCUUCUGUUGUUGAGGGUGUGCUGCGCUGGCCAGGGCUGCUCACAGGUCUAGGUGACCCUGAGAACGUGUCUGGAGACUUCCCAUCACUGCAAAGUGAACAGUAAUUUUAAACUGCAGAAUGAAACGUCCUGUUAAAAGCAUCCUGGAAAAGGGAUAUUCAAAAUAUCAGAAUGGAUUUCUAAUAGAAAAUGGGCGAUGCUCCGUCACAUUGAUCACUGUGGUGAGGGAUGUGCAAGUGGGGAAAUCCUCACCUACUGUUUGUUUAAAACAGGCGAGCAAAUGAACUAAGCAGGAAUCAUCUGCCAUGACGCAAUCAUCACCUUUGUGUCUGGAGCUAGAAACCCCUGCAGAGGGGAAACUGCCCCCCCAAAACCAUUGAGAGUCCUCCUUUAGCUACACUCCUUUUGUCUCAGCACACAAAACUGCGCACAGCUGAAAAUCCUUACUCUGAACAGGUUGGCAGGCUGUAGGCAGAGAAAUGAAUGCGAAUUCCAGCUCUGCUCUUUCCAUUUUCUGGGCAGGAAAACGAUUAAAAGGGAUUAUUUAUGAAUACAAGCCAACUCUGACAAAUUAUUUCAAGUCAUGCCUGAUCGCCUGGCUCGGAGGUCUCGCUAGCUUCCCCUGGCCAUGAGGAUGCCAAGGAAUGGGCAUCCCACUCCCCUUCAAAUGAACACAAAGGUUCUGCAAAUCAAACGUCACUGAUUCAGUGCAAUUUAAUUACUGUCAGCGUCAAGGAGAACAACUGGGGGUGGAGGGCAGGUUUUGGGGGUGUUGGGAAUGGAGGCUUGGCAGGCUGUAAUUUGCCUUCAGAUGGGAACAUCCAGUGACUAUGGUGACAUGUUGCAAAGAUGGAGCAUCACAUCAUGGGGAUGGAUGUAUCCUCCCACCCUCUUGGAUGGCCCCAGCCCUUGGGCUGCCCCCAACAUGCAGCCCCCUCGCCCACUUGGAAAGCAGCUUUGUCAUUGCUGAUACUGCUCCCCCCUGCCAUGUCACCUUCACUUGCUGCUGCAAAGAGCAUCCUUCAUCCUGCUGCCCUAAUCCUGCUGCCCAAAAAGGACAGGGCGGGGGAGUCUUUGAUCCCACCAGCUGCUCUGCUGAGGGGGCAUCUCUUGUCCCUCACUGCUGUAGCUAUUGUCCCAAAUGGCCUCUGCUCGGGGAAAACUGAGCUGAGAAGAACAAGCACAGCUUUUUUUUUUUUUCCUCUUUUUUUUUUUUUUUUUCUUUUAUUUAUGCUGCGAGGCAGCCAGCCUCAUCCAGGCCGGGAAGCUGUCAACAUUUUAAAACAACGAUCCUCUAACACCUUCCCUUUCACACACCCAGCCACCUACCUCCUGAUUUUCUGGUGUCCCACACAGAACUGGCCAGGGAUUUGGGGAGAGUGGUGGAGAUGGAGCCCAGGUAGAGGAGGGAGAGGGUGAGGAGGAGGAAGUACACGGGGGUGUGGAGGUGGUGGUUGCACUCUGCAGCACUGAUAAUGAGGCCAUUGUCCAGAAGAGCAGCCCAUGAAGAGCCAGGAGUGCAGGAGCUGCAGCUCCCGUGCAUCUACAAUUUCCAGGAACUGGGUGAUGGAGCUGCCGUUGGACAUCUGCUGCCUCUGGGCAUGGGGACCUCUCCCAGGAGAAAAAGUGACAAGUUAUGGGGGACUUCUCCCAGCAAAACCAAAGCUGUUUCCCAUCAACCAUCCCCCCCCAUCAGACAAAGAAACCCUUUUCUUUUUCUAGGAGACCUUCCUUGAGCUCUUAAAAUGCAGAAAACUUAGAAAUGGCUGUACUGGCUCAGACCAACUCCAGCAAGCCCCAGGUUCAGCCUCCAACAGAGCCAACACAAGACACUUAAACAAAAGCAGCAGAGCAAGACAAGCACCCUGCGAUACUUUCCCAGCUUCCCUUCCUGAGCUGACCGGGAUGUCCUUGAAUUUAAUAUCCCCCAAAGGAUUUAUUUCACACGGUCUUGGGUUCUAGUUGUUCCUCAAGCCUGUGCAGACUUGCAGCAUCCUCGCAGCACCAUCACCCUCGGCAGCCACUCUUGGGACCUUGGAGAUGACUGAAAAAGGGUCCAGACCUGGGGCUGUUGUAGCCAAAAAUCUCAAUAGCUUGGGCAGAAAAGGCUGGCUUAGAUCCAAAUUGGUUGAACGCUGCUCACAACGUGUUGGCCCCUGUUUGCCGUCAGCGUGCAGGAGACAAGCACAAAAUCGUGAUUUCUGAAAGUAUCUGAGUAUGUUCUGGCACAGUCGUGUCCCAGCUGGGAAGCUCGGUUGGGAGUUUGGGGGUUGUUUUUUCUUGUGCACGUAAAUUUUGGUUUCGUUGAAGCUAGUGGGAUUUUCUGCAGAGAUUUCAGCCUGCCUUUCCCAGUGACAACAACUGGCUUGGAGCUGAAAGUUGGAUGGAGCAGUUUCUUGGACAUGAAUGCAGACAGGACUGAAAUAAUUUUAUAAAUCCAUCUUGGUUUGGUGGAAAACAAAUGUCAGGAAAAGCAAGUAAAUGCCUCCAAGAGGUAUUAGACCAGCCCUGCCGUGGGGUAGCCUUGCAGCUCAGAACCAGACUCAGAAAGUCCAUGUGGGUUUGAGGGAGAAUAAAAAUGGCAUUUUUCUGUU
Molecule: messenger RNA, 5736 nt
Organism: Falco peregrinus (peregrine falcon)
Lineage: Eukaryota; Metazoa; Chordata; Aves; Falconiformes; Falconidae
Product: coiled-coil domain-containing protein 81-like
Exons: 8
Coding region: 782-2044 (420 amino acids)
Cellular component (GO): centrosome
Source: RefSeq, a predicted model, not a curated record